Arabidopsis arenosa is the source of this 1403-nucleotide messenger RNA. The record is from the annotation of a GenBank genome assembly. NCBI's taxonomy places the organism in Eukaryota, Viridiplantae, Streptophyta, Magnoliopsida, Brassicales, Brassicaceae.
CCUAAUAAUUCUCUGAGAUUCUCAAUUCAAUUCUCUGAGAUUUGCCCUUUUCAUAACAAUGGAGUCUACGCCUCCUUAUCACCGAUCCAACACUAAAUCAGCUUCGCGUCUCAACAAUUCUCUCCAAGAUUCGAAUCCUCCAAAUCUCUCUCUUGAUUUGGUUCUAUCUUCUCCCAAGAGCAACGACACUCCAAACCCAUCUUCUCCUGUUCCUCUUCGCGAUAUCCUCCUCUUAUCUCCUUCUCCGCUUCGAAAAUCGAGGACCCGUUUAUCCGAUCGACUCGAAAUGGUCUCUGAAGAUGCGGCAGUGGUUCGUAAACGGGGUAAAGGGAAAGGAGGGCAAAAGGGUCUUUUAGCUUCUCCGAGGAAUCCCCGGAGAUCGAGGCGAAGAUCUGAAGAGAAAGAAGCGAAUUUGGUGAUCGAAGAAAUCGUAAAGCCUCCUAGAAAACGGAAGACGACGAAUGGUCGACCUAAGAAGGAUAAGCAAAGUUCAGCUCCUCCUUGUUCUUCUUCAGAUCUUCCAAAUACAUGUCAAACCGAUUUGAAUCGGAUUGGAGAAAUUAUCAGUGAUUUGGUAAUGUGGAGAGAUGUUGCCAAAUCCACCCUCUGGUUUGGUUUUGGAUGUUUGUCUUUCCUAUCUUCUUGCUUUGCUAAAGGAGUCAACUUUAGCUUUUUCUCGGCGGUUUCCAAUCUCGGACUUGUGUUACUUUGCGGGUCGUUCUUGUCAAAUACUCUUUGUCAAAGUAAAAAUGAAGACGCAAAAAGAGCGUUCCAUGUGAGUGAAGAUGAUGUCUUGCGCUUAGCUAGACGAGUGCUUCCCGCGACCAACUUUUUGAUCUCGAAGACUAGUGAGCUUUUUUCAGGAGAACCAUCAAUGACACUCAAAGUGACACCAUUUCUGCUACUUGGAGCUGAGUUUGGUCAUCUCAUAACACUGUGGAGGCUAUCUGCAUUUGGUUUCUUCCUCAGCUUCACCAUCCCAAAGCUGUAUUCAUGUUACACGCAUCAAAUUAGCCAAAGAGUUGAAAGAGUGAAAACGAGAAUAGGUGAAGCAUGGGGAGUCUGCUCACACAAGAAGAUCUUGGCAGGCUCUGCGGUGACAGCGUUUUGGAACUUGACUAGCAUAAGAACCCGAAUAUUUGCAGUUUUUAUCAUCCUGGUGAUAGUUCGGUAUAGGAGACAGAAUCUACAGCUAAAUCCCGAGGAAGUCGAGCCUCUUGAGAAUGAGAAGCAAGAAGAAGAAACACUUCCACAGGAAGAAGAGACAGUUCCAGCGGAAGAAGAACAGACACAUUCAUCAGAAGAGCGAGCUUUAGUGGUGGUAGUUGCAGAAACUGAAGGAUCAAAAAAACUCUAGUGUCUGUACUGUGUCUAACCACAUUGAAUAGAGAUGCAAUUUAAAA